AUGGAGAGCACCGACUCCUCCACAGGCUCACAGCAGCAGCAGCAACCCCAGCCCCCGCCUCAGCCAAACCUACCACCGGGGUUUCGCUUCCACCCGACCGACGAAGAGCUAGUGGUCCACUAUCUCAAGAAAAAGGUCACCUCCGCACCCCUUCCCGUUGCCAUCAUCGCAGAGGUCGAACUUUAUAAGUUCGACCCUUGGGAGCUCCCAGCUAAGGCUACGUUUGGAGAGCAAGAAUGGUUUUUUUUCAGUCCGAGAGACCGGAAGUACCCGAACGGAGCGAGACCCAACAGAGCAGCGACGUCAGGGUAUUGGAAGGCAACAGGGACUGAUAAGCCGGUGUUGACUUGUGGUGGUACACAGAAAGUUGGUGUGAAAAAAGCACUUGUGUUCUACGGAGGGAAGCCCCCAAAAGGAAUUAAAACCAAUUGGAUUAUGCACGAGUAUAGGCUGGCUGAUAACAAGACCAGCAACAAGCCACCGGGGUGUGACUUGGGCAACAAGAAGAACUCAUUGAGGCUUGAUGAUUGGGUGCUGUGUAGAAUUUACAAGAAGAACAAUUCGCAUAGGCCUAUGGAUCUUGAAAGAGAAGACUCUAUGGAGGACAUGAUGGGGCCAUUAAUGCCACCAUCCAUAAGUCAUGUGGGCCAUCACCAGAAUAUGAACCUGCACCUUCCAAAAUCUGACACAAAUUAUGGACCGCCGUUCAUAGAAAAUGACCAAAUCUUUUUUGAUGGGAUAAUGAGCAGCACCAACGGAUCGGCCUCUUUGUCCAACGGGACUAGUCAGCUGCCUCUAAAGCGGUCUAUAGUCCCAUCCUUGUACUGGAAUGAUCAGGAGGAUGAUCAAACGGCUGGGGCUUCAUCAAGCAAGAGGGUGGUACAACUGCACCAAUUGGACAGUGGUACUAAUAAUUCUGCCAGCGAUGGGAUUAAUGGUGCUCCUAAUAACAAUUCUACUUCUAUUGCCAACUUGCUCUCUCAGCUUCCACAGACACCUCCAUUGCACCAGCAUGCAAUGCUAGGAUCCCUUGGUGAUGGCCUAUUUCGAACGCCGUAUCAGCUUCCUGGGAUGAAUUGGUUUUCUGAGUCCAAUUUGGGAUAG
Prunus armeniaca (apricot) is the source of this 1104-nucleotide messenger RNA. NCBI's taxonomy places the organism in Eukaryota, Viridiplantae, Streptophyta, Magnoliopsida, Rosales, Rosaceae. The record is from the annotation of a GenBank genome assembly.